AUGAGUAUAAGCAUGGAUGUGAAUGUGAUGUUUCUAAUCGUCAUCGCAGUGGCAGCAACAGAAGCGACGUUACGUAGCGCAGAAGCUGCAGAAUAUGUAGUAGGAGACGACUUAGGCUGGACUAUCCCUCCGGAUGGCGCUGCCACUUAUGCUGCAUGGGCUUCUAACCAUAGCUUGUUUGUUGGUGACAUUCUUGUGUUUAAGUUUGCAGCAGGAGAACAAGACUUGGCAUUCGUAACCAAGGAAGAUUUGGGCACUUGUAACACCGCAGAUCCCUUGCAUGUAUUUGAGAAUGCAACCACAAUAAAAUUUCUUGGAACCGACACAUAUUAUGUAACGUCAACUUUUGCCGGGCACUGCAGCAAAGGGCAAAAGAUGACUUUUGACAUCGCUCCCUCUUCAACCACCAGUACCAUUUCACUAGCCAGUCCAAGUCCGAGUCCAAGUGCGGAUAAAAAGCCCCUCCAGCAGUCUCUCAACUUUGUGUCUCAGAUCUCCGGGCUGGUUUUCUAG
This is a messenger RNA of Pyrus x bretschneideri (Chinese white pear), 513 nucleotides long. RefSeq names its product umecyanin-like. The coding region runs from base 1 to 513 and encodes 170 amino acids. The record is from RefSeq and is a predicted model, not a curated record. Gene Ontology annotation, molecular function: electron transfer activity. NCBI's taxonomy places the organism in Eukaryota, Viridiplantae, Streptophyta, Magnoliopsida, Rosales, Rosaceae. The transcript has 2 exons. Gene Ontology annotation, cellular component: plasma membrane.